AUGGAACAACUCCAGCCAAGCGCCGCUAACUCUUCUCCUCUAACACCACUUGGUUUCUUGGACAGAGCAGCCACCGUUUACGGCGACGUCCCUUCCAUCAUCUACAACCACACAACCUUCACCUGGGCCCACACGCGCCGCCGAUGCCUCCAGCUCGCCUCCGCCCUCAUCUCCCUCGGCAUCCGCCGUGGCGCCGUCGUCUCUGUCCUCGCCCCUAACAUCCCCGCCAUGUACGAGCUCCAGUUUUCAAUCCCAUUCGCUGGCGCUGUCCUCAACAACAUCAACCUCCGUCUCGACGCCCGCACCAUCUCCAUCAUCCUCCGUCACGCGAACUCCUCCCUCGUCUUCGUCGACUGUGCCUCACGCGACCUUAUCCUUGAAGCCUUAUCCCUCUUCCCUGAACACCACACUCAACGCCCACUCCUUGUGCUCAUCACCGACGACACUGUCGAAAACGCAAGCGCUUUAUCCACUGCUGAUUUCGUUGACACAUAUGAGGGCCUCGUUAGCAAGGGCGAUCCCAACUUCGAGUGGGCCCGACCCAACUCCGAAUGGGACCCCAUGAUACUUAACUAUACGUCUGGAACGACGUCGUCUCCGAAAGGCGUUGUUCACUCCCACAGAGGGACGUUUAUAGUCUCUCUCGACACGCUUAUCGACUGGGAGGUUCCGAAGAGCCCGAUUUAUCUCUGGACGCUUCCGAUAUUCCACGCUAACGGCUGGAGCCUCCCGUGGGGAAUCGCUGCCGUGGGCGGCACCAACAUAUGCGUCCGCAAGUUCGACGCCGGGAUUGUUUACUCGCUCAUAAAACUCCAUCACGUCACACACAUGUGCGGCGCGCCGGUGGUGCUCAACAUGUUGACAAACUCCCCGGACAAUAAACCGUUGGAGAAACCGGUUCACAUCCUCACCGCGGGAGCACCGCCCCCAGCGGCCGUGCUCCACCGGACAGAGGCGCUCGGAUUUGUGGUGAGCCACGGGUACGGGCUUACCGAAACUGGGGGCUUGGUGGUGUCGUGCGCGUGGAAGGAGAAGUGGAACCGUCUUCCGGCGACCGAGAGGGCUCGGCUGAAGGCGCGGCAGGGGGUGAGGACGGUGGGGAUGGCGGAGGUGGACGUGGUGGGUCCCAACGGGGAGAGCGUGAAGCGCGACGGGGUUUCCAUCGGGGAGGUUGUGAUGAGAGGAGGGUGCGUGAUGUUGGGAUACCUUAAAGACCCGGAAGGAACAGCGAGUUGUUUUAAAAACGGUUGGUUCUACACUGGGGAUGUCGGGGUGAUGCACGAGGACGGGUACUUGGAAAUUAAGGACAGGUCAAAGGAUGUUAUUAUCAGCGGCGGCGAGAACCUGAGCAGUGUGGAGGUGGAGUCGAUUUUGUACGGGCACCCGGCGGUGAUGGAGGCGGCUGUGGUGGCUCAGCCGCAUGAGUAUUGGGGGGAGACGCCGUGCGCGUUCGUGAGCCUGAAGGCGGGGAUAAAAGAGAAACCCAGCGAGAAUGACAUAAUAAAGUACUGUAGGGAGAAGAUGCCGCGGUAUAUGGUUCCGAAAUCAGUGGUUUUCAAGGAUGAGCUUCCGAAGACAUCGACUGGGAAGAUCCAGAAGUUCGUGCUGAGACAGAUUGCGAAGGACUUGGGGUCCUACACGCAAAGUCGAAUGUGA
Messenger RNA from Sphenostylis stenocarpa, 1656 nucleotides. The record is from the annotation of a GenBank genome assembly. NCBI's taxonomy places the organism in Eukaryota, Viridiplantae, Streptophyta, Magnoliopsida, Fabales, Fabaceae.